This is a messenger RNA of Marchantia polymorpha subsp. ruderalis, 5259 nucleotides long. Lineage: Eukaryota; Viridiplantae; Streptophyta; Marchantiopsida; Marchantiales; Marchantiaceae. The record is from the annotation of a GenBank genome assembly.
UUAACUGCCCCUGUAUGAUUAAACUGAGAAUGGAUGUUUCCGAAUGCUUUUAAGAUCAGUGAUGAAUAAUUAACGCGCACAUGACACAGAUCGUCGUGGGGAAUAGGAACUCGAUGACUUGAGAGGACUCGGGGUUUGGAUCGAUGAGGUGUCGAACGACGACCGCAAUCUCGAGACCAAAAUUCUCCAGCUUUUCGAAUUCGACACCAGCACGAACUCUCCGUUUGUUGGAGAGCUGUUUUCAGCACAUGGUGCCGGAUGCAAACACCUUGUUUCCUGAUCGCAUCGCGAGGACGGUCGCUCAAUCACUCCAACUUGCACAGCAUCGAGAAGCUUGUAAUAACGGAGAAACCGAACUUGUUAAUAUCUCCGCGAAGACGUCUGAUUCAUUGUCACAGCCAUGGAAAUGUUCUCCGCAUCAGCGUCUUCCUGUCUCGCAUGCGUGCACUCCACGACCUCCAAUCCAUCUCGCGAAAAGAUUGGCCGAGCUCUCAAAUACACAGCUAUGGUUCUGGAGCACGGCACAGAAGCAAGCGCCGACCCGACAUUGCGAUUCGACUGGCUUCUUCAUCGGCAUUGCAAAUCUUGACAAAGCAUUUCGUCCGCCAGUUUGCCCUAAACUGCCCGCCUGCCUGCUCACCCGGGCAGAAUCACUGGGCCGUCUUCUAGCAUCUGAUGCAAGCCGACACAAUGCGAUUCCAAGUGCAGGGUGUGGAGUCGAACUCUUCGCUCCGGAAGAUGCUGGGAGUGAAAUGAUCGCCAUUUCUAUUCGGGCUGUGUGGUAGCUCUCUGUCGUCACUGUGUGAAAGCAUUGGCAAAGAUCUGGAUUGCGAUAAAGCGGGUAACUGGAGUUGGAACCGAUCUGAAGAGGCUCCUAGUUUUUCUGGUCUCAAUGUAUGCACACCGAAAUGUCUGUAAUCUGCUCUGCACUAGCUCGUUCUUCUCAAACUAUGGUCGUCAUCCCACUUCUGAUCUCGUGGGAGCAUUCGAUUCAUCGGGUGCCAUCACCGGCGUUUUCGCUGGCAUCGGUAGGCGAGCAGACUAUUAUCCUAAAGAAUUGGCACUUGGUCGCGGAGUAACCAGUCGUCUGUUCAAUCCGAGUCGAAUGUUUGGUUCUCAUUCGUCAGAUAGACGUGAGAUGUUGGGAGGUGGGAAGUCACAGCAGGUUGAUGACUUUGGGAAUUGCAAAUCCGCCGGAGGUCAGAUGUAAUGCUUGGAUCGUCUGUAGUAGUAACUAACCCUCUCGCUGGAGGACGGUGGUGAGGAUGCCUUCAACGUUGUUGGUCAUGGACAAUGUCCUUCUCUAUUUACAGCUGUCCAUAUUUAUCUUGGUGCGAACAUGCUGGAUUGCAAUCGGCGUGCUUUUCUUGCUGAGUUUUUGGAUCAAAGUUUCUCUUCUAAUUGCUGACUUCUUUUGAUGCGGACUUCGGUGCAGCCGACACCAUAUUGUUCCAUGCGAACAUCUGUAGCUGCGCUCGUGAUAAACUCGCAUUGGUCCCGCAAUUGCGCAAAGUUCCUGCGAAAUCAUGUUGGACUCCAGGACCUUCAGAAGGAUCCCGGGCCAUUAUUCUUCGUAGAUCGAUCUUGAUUCGGUCAAAUGUGGGCAAGAAAGAAAAUCCAGAAAUCCAAACACAAAAAUUUCCCGAUUUCAUCAAUCAUCCGCUGGGAAAAUCUGACAAUUGAACUAAGAAGCCCGUUUCCUUCUAAGAUGACAUCUGGCACUCUGUGGCCCCGUCGACGAACGGAGAUAAGAAGACGUACAGAGCCUUCGACCGGAGAUGAAAACCUCGAAAAGCACUUCCUUACUAUGUUGGGACCCAAAUAGACCGUCGGCAUCACACUUUCCUCAUCGUCAAUAAAGACCUGAUCUUCUGUUUGUAAGUGAGGUGCGUGUGUAAUCAGAAUCCUCGAUUCUGACACAGUGAGAUGGCGGAGUCGCAUAUUUUUCCAGGCUGGAUGGCCUCUAUGCAUGAAGUACUGAACUGCUUGCCACAUUCUCCUGCAUAUUCACUCAAUCAAGCUUCCGCAUACGCUGAUCCAGCUCAUCGUGCUCCAGACGUAGCAUACUGAGCUGGAAUUGUGCUCAGGCUCAUUCGUUUAAGCGGAGCAUCCCUAGUUCCCCGCUCAACAACAGCUUGUCGUAGUUGCAGACGCUCAAGAGAUUGUUUAUCAUAUGAUUUCUGAGGGAAUCUCGACAGGAUCUAGCUCGAGCUGAAGUGUGGAGGCCUCAAGAGAUUGUGCGUCAUAUGAUUCUGAGGGAAUCUCGACAGGAUCUAGCUCGAGCUGAAGUGUGGAGGAUGAGUCGUGCAAAGUAGAGUCAAUUAUCUGAAGCCUGAGUGAGAAAACUUUAAACCUUCCACUCUUUGCCAUCCUCCAGCUUGCAAGCUUGCCAUGUGGGUCCAAGACCCGAAGGCCCCCGGGCCUUUUUCGUCCGAGAAUAUCAAGUGGACCCAGAAUGCGGCGUACAUUCCCUAUGGUCGCCUGAAGGACUUCAUAGAAGGAGAAAGCAGUGGACCACUUAACCCAACUAUUUUCAUCCCGAGAAAGCGCUAUAUGCGAGUGGCAGGAUCAUUGUCUGCCCCUGAUCCGGAGACUUACUUGGAGCACAUCUAUUAUCACUGCGCCUUUGGUGGAACUGAUGUGAGCAAGAAGGACAAGAAUGUUUCUUCAUUAUUCGUCAUGCGAAAGAAAGAGACUAGUGACAGAGGAUGUUUGUGCAGUUUUGAGGUGAAAAGGUUGUACCUACAUCCUCAUGUAGCUAAGAUUACAUACGAAUUUACUUCUCAUGUUGAUGCGACUGGGUUUCCUUGUCAUGAGAACUUAAACCCAAGUUGUAUUAGUAAAACUCCGACACAGUCUGUGCAUAUUUCAGCAGCUCUCAGGGAAUGGGUUAUAUCAAGACUUGAACACAAAUAUACACCGCUCCACAUCAUCAACGAGCAUCGAGCGCUCGUGCAGAGUAGAAUAAGACAAGGAGGUGCCAUUGCGUCACACACGAAUGGCGGAUACCUGAGUGAGCUAGAUAUAACUGGUAUAUCUGACGCUUUCCUCAAAGGACGAGUAGCCCUUCAGAAAUUAGAUGAACAUGCUGUUCUCAUGUGGAGCAAACGCUACAAACAUAAGGUGUUCUUCUUCGAACAGCAGUCGCCAGCCAAUGAUAGGAACCAGGCCGGUGCAGCAUCGUUUGUUAUCGGCAUUCAGACCACAUGGCAGAAGAGAAAAUUGCUGGCUGGUCCUGAGACCCUUGUGAUGUGUGAAACAACGUAUGGUUCUAACAAACUUCAGUAUAAAAUGUUCAGUAUUCUAGUGGUGGACCAGUAUUACAACGGGAUUCCGGUGGCUUGGAUCAUCACCCCCAACAUCAGGAAGCACGAUGCUCAGCCGUGGAUGGAGGCUUUGCGACAGUCUCUACACGAGGUCUCAAUCGACUGGAAGCCCCAAUCCUUCGUGGUCGACAACUUGUCCUCGAGCACCAAGGAAAUACGGUCAGUGUGGGGCUCAAAAGUUCAAAUAUUUGUGUCUCUGAGACGCGUGAAGAGAACUUGGAGAAAGAAGUUGACGGCCCUGGUCAAAGGCUGGAGCACCAGGACGAUGUUAUUCGAGAGACUGGGAUCCAUAAUGGACAAAACUUACCCGGCCUACGUCUCCCGGAGACAACGAAUACACUGCAUUAAGGAGCUGGUGGAAGAACUGUUUGCUGAAUGUCUAUACGCAUGCACGAGCUUUUACGAGUAUUUUCAGAGGGAGUGGAUGGACCCAAGAAAGAUCUGCACAUGGGCCAAGUGUUUGAUGGAUCUGCCGAGUGCCAUCAUAAGGGUCAAUGCUGCCAUAGACAGCUACUUGGCCAAUUUGAAACGAAGGAAUCUCUGUUGCAAAGAUCGUCUCGUGGGACGGAGAAUCAGCUGGCUGCUCGAUUCUCUCAUUUGUGAUGUUGAACCGCAGUACCUUUAUCUGGAGCACAUGUAUGAAGAGAGAACUUCCAGAAGUGCUCACCAGGAGAAGCUGCUUCGAGGAGCGUACCAUCGAGCAAGGUCGAUACCCAACGAUUACGUGGAGCUGCCGACUUACGGGCACGAGCCAGCCAAGGUGAGGAGCACAUCCAAACCAUACGUGGAGUAUCUCGUGUACAACGGGCAGCAUGAGUGGGCAUGCUGCACAUGCGCCUGGUCUCGGAUGGGCGACCUGUGCAAGCAUGUUGUGAAGGUGGCGGAGAUGUACAGCGCUCAGAGCGGUGAUGUAGACUCCCAGAAGACUGCCAGCGCUCUUGCCAAGUCUCGCAAGCUACCGACUCUGAGUAUGCAUAUGAUGAACCUUCAAGCAGCUCGAGGAGAGUCGCUUUCGCUCAACUCACCCCAUACAUCCUACCACGAGCAGCAAUCGGCUGGCGAAGAACCCUCAGAUUCCCUAUCAGAUCAGCAUGACGAUGGAAACCUCGCGUAUCCAGAAUCGAUGCUCAACAUGUCUCGUGAAAACUCAUCCAUCGAUAUGGGUACGAGCGUGGUGGAACUUAACAAAGAUCUGACAUAUCAAGAGGCUGAGUUACACAACUUUCUGGCUGACAACCCAGACUUGAUCGACAGAUACUUGAAUUCAUUCCAGGAACUCAAGAACAAGUUCAUUGAAGAAAACCAGAGCACACUCCUUUCAGGGGCCUCUGACGAUCCCGUGUAAAGCGCGAAUUCAAUUCAUCCUGUAAAAUAGUAGUCAACGAACAGCUGGAAUCGUGGCCGGCUCAUGCAUUGAACUGACAACCGUAAAUACUGUCGAAGGAAGCCACUGAGCCACUUUCAGGUUUUUCGUUUUCCCGCUUGUGUGCAGCUCAAGCUUUUUCCAGGGCAGGAGGAAGGUUUGCUCACUGCCUUUCCACGCCUUUUUUGCACGGAUGAAAAUGUCCAACCUCAUGAUGUUCAACACAAGAGGUAAUAACAACCGUCGAGGAUGUCAACCAUUCCAGAAAGUCAACGCCCCAGAUGUAACGAUCGAACAUAAGCCCUUGCUUGGAAGCUGGAAAGAGGCCCAAACGCUUGCGAACAGUGCAGUAAGUACGUGUACUGAGUCGCAGGCAUUGCUCUUCAUUCUCAGCUGGGUUCUGGUUUGGCAGCAAGAGCCAGCAGCUCAAUCCAAUCACGAGAGGGCUCCGCUGGAACUCGUUGGGCCCAGUUCUCACUGCCCACCUGGCACCUACCGCACUGACUGAACGUUGACUGGCAAUGAAUCAUCCGUUGACGGUUGGAGACGUGGAUAUCGACCCUCAUCGGC